UUUCGCUCCCCACAGCGGCGGCGGCCACAGCCACACGUUCUCGCGCGGGAUCUAAUUCCAAACAGCACUGCCCUUGCUUCUACCGUUCCCCAAGUGCGCUCCCUCUCUCGCCAUCCAUCUCGUGCACGACUGGGCAACCGUUGCCGCUGUCGAGGUGCCCAGGUCUUCAUCGGUCCCUCGUCAGUUCUUCUCCGGCCCUUCGCCGCCGACAAGCUCCGCCAGGUUGCUGUGUUAAGUCCAAGCUUAUCACAUGGAUUCAACACAAGAUUUUCAACCCAGGACAUUUUCUAUAAAGUUGUGGCCACCAAGUGAAAGCACACGGCUCAUGCUUGUUGAGAGGAUGACAAAGACUAUGUCCACAGAGUCCAUUUUCUCUCGCAAAUAUGGUCUUUUGGGCAAGCAAGAGGCUCAUGAGAAUGCAAAAAGGAUUGAAGAACUUUGCUUUGCAUCGGCUGAUGAGCAUUUCAAAAAUGAGCCAGAUGGUGAUGGGAGUUCUGCUGUCCAGCUAUAUGCAAAGGAAUCAAGCAAGAUGAUGUUGGAAGUUCUGAGAAAAGGCCCAAGGACUACUGCAGAAUUGGAGGCACCUGUAGAUGAUACAUCUCUUGUGUCUGCUGAUGCACCUCGUGUGCUUGCUGAUACUGUACUGGAUAUAUCUGGUGGGGAGCGUGCUUUUAUUGAGGCAGAUGAAGCAAAGGAACUGCUUAGUCCACUUACCAAACCAGGGAAUUCAUAUAAAAGAAUUUGCUUUAGCAACAGGAGCUUUGGUAUUGGUGCUGCUAAUGUUGCUGGUCCAAUUCUUGAGUCAGUUAAGAAUCAGCUCACAGAGGUUGACAUCUCAGAUUUUGUGGCAGGAAGGCCUGAGGAUGAAGCCCUUGAUGUGAUGCGCAUAUUCUCCAAAGCAUUAGAGGGUUCUGUCCUGAGAUAUCUGAACAUCUCUGACAAUGCUUUGGGUGAGAAGGGUGUCAGGGCAUUCAGUGAGCUCCUGAAAUCACAGGAAUCCCUCGAAGAACUAUAUGUGAUGAAUGAUGGCAUAUCAGAGGAAGCUGCGAAAGCUCUAUCUGAGCUUAUUCCUGCAACUGAGAAGCUUAAGGUUCUCCACUUCCACAACAACAUGACGGGAGAUGAAGGUGCUAUGUAUAUUGCUGAGAUGGUUAAGCGUUCUCCGAAUGUAGAGAGUUUCAGGUGCUCAGCAACAAGGAUAGGAUCUGAUGGUGGAGUCGCAUUGUCUGAGGCAUUAGGGACAUGCACUCGCCUGAAGAAACUUGAUCUCAGGGACAACUUGUUUGGUGUUGAUGCAGGGUUAGCUCUCAGCAAAACCCUUCCAAAGCUUCCUGAUCUUGUUGAGCUUUAUCUCAGUGAUCUCAAUCUAGAAAACAAGGGUACUAUAGCAAUUGCCAAAGCCCUCGAACAGUCAGCACCACAGUUGGAGGUCCUUGAAAUUGCUGGAAAUGAAAUAAAUGCCAAAGCAGCCCCAGAUUUGGCCAAGUGCCUAGCGGCAAUGCAGUCACUCAAGAAGCUGACUUUGGCUGAAAAUGAACUGAAGGAUGAUGGUGCCGUGAUAAUCGCAAAAUCAUUGGAAGAUGGCCACAUAGAUCUCAAGGAGCUUGAUGUUAGCGUGAACAUGCUGCAGAGGGUUGGAGCUCGGUGCUUUGCGCGGGCAGUCGCUAAUAAACCGGCUUUUGAGCUGCUGAACAUCAAUGGAAAUUUCAUCUCUGGUGAAGGGAUCGAUGAGGUGGAGGAAAUCUUGAAGGCUGGUAAGAAACCCCUGAAAGUGCUGGGCCCACUAGAUGAGAAUGAGCCUGAUGGAGAGCCUGAUGAUGACGAUGAAGAGGUUGAGGAUAAUGAGGACGAGCUGAAUUCGAAGCUGCAGAGUGUGAAGGUUGAGCAGGAUGAUUGACCGAGUUGGUAUCGAGAUAUAAGCCUGUCGCAGGGUCUUGAUAACUGAGUUAUCUACAAUGCUGUUGAUCUUUGGUUUUGUAGUCGGUUUUUGUUAUGAAAAACCAGAACCAGCUAUCUUGUGACUUGUGCAAUCUGAUUAUAGAUUAGAACUGCUCUUAUUUAUUCGUUUAUAUUAAUGACAUCGUUCCAUU
Messenger RNA from Zea mays, 2090 nucleotides. RefSeq lists its product as uncharacterized. The transcript is spliced from 2 exons. Gene Ontology annotation, molecular function: protein binding; GTPase activator activity. The record is from RefSeq and is marked validated. Bases 251 to 1897 code for a protein of 548 amino acids. Lineage: Eukaryota; Viridiplantae; Streptophyta; Magnoliopsida; Poales; Poaceae.